Homarus americanus (American lobster) is the source of this 4966-nucleotide messenger RNA. It is a transcript of the gene pnt, whose product is annotated as ETS-like protein pointed. Gene Ontology annotation, cellular component: nucleus. Gene Ontology annotation, molecular function: sequence-specific DNA binding; DNA-binding transcription factor activity, RNA polymerase II-specific. Gene Ontology annotation, biological process: cell differentiation; regulation of transcription by RNA polymerase II. Lineage: Eukaryota; Metazoa; Arthropoda; Malacostraca; Decapoda; Nephropidae. The transcript is spliced from 8 exons. Bases 475 to 2784 code for a protein of 769 amino acids. The record is from RefSeq and is a predicted model, not a curated record.
AUUGUGUACACGUUCAUCAGUGGCACCCUCACAUAAGCGGCGGGAGUGAGGUUCUCUUAAAUCACAGUUAUUAAAUCAGUGCCACGUGUGUUUCUCAAAGUCACAUUGUUUACUAGUUAAUAUUUCAAGACACUAAUUUUGCCAGAGUUGAAGGAAAUGUUAUCUAAUGACCUUAAGAACUGAAGGUCACCAUUAAGUGUUAUCUUUCGUGUUUCGUGAAGGAAUUCGUAUAGACAAAGUGUGAUUUGAUUUCGUGGUGAUACCUGGACACGGGAAUUGAUUAUCUCUUGGGUAACCACGAAAGGAAGGACACGGCAAGAACAGGUAGAGACAAGUAGUAGUGUUCCUCUUGCAUAACUACGACUGGACACGGAGGCAUAGACCACAGAAGGCACACACGAAACAGCCACGUCUGCAACAACGGAACACGACAACUACAAGUACUGGAGACGUGACGACACCUAGGUACAGCGGAUGAGGUGGAGGAGGAGGAGGAGAAGUAACAGUCCCACCUUCUCAGCGACGGCAGGACACGAAACGCUCAGAUAUUUAACACCUCCUCCGCAAGUUGACACGAAUCAACACACCCCUUUCGUCUUGAUUACACCCAAACACGAAGAAGGAGGAGGAGGAGGAGGAGGAGGAGGAGAAGGAGGAGUCCCUAUGAAUUUACUAACCACGGCACCUCCUCAAGUGGACACAAAUGAACACAUCUCUCUCAACUUGACCACACUCAAACACGAAGUAGGAGAAGGAGGAGGGGGGUUUGGAGGAGGAGUUGCAGGUCUUGGAGGAGGAGGAGAGUUUGGAGGAGGAAUUGCAGGUUUUGGAGGAGGAGGAGGAGCAGUACCUAUGAACUUAGCUACGGCACCUCCUCAAGUGGACACAAAGGAACACCUCUCUCUCAACUUGACCACACUCAAACACGAAGUAGGAGAAGGAGGAGGAGGAGAAGGGUUUGGAGGAGGAGUUGCAGGUCUUGGAGGAGGGGCACCACCUCAAAUCGACACAAAGGAACAUAUCUCUCUCAACGUGUCAACAAUCAAACACGAAGUAGGAGUAAGAGAAGAAAGAAAGGUACCAAUGACUUUAGUUGCCACGGCAGGUCACGGGAUCUCGAUGACUCUAACGCAAGCCUCGAGUAAGAUGGUACCUGCCAGACCAGUUCCCAUACACCUGAGGACAGUCAAGAUGAAGAGUUCAGAACACUUAUUUGAUUUCAAGUCCGUCUGGCUGGAUACACACCGGAUCCUCAAUAAUGCAAAUCUGCCGGCGCCAGUACCUCCGCUAACCCCCGGUACGACCAAGAAGAUGACCGAUGCUCUCAGGGCGUCUUUCGCGUCCUGGGAGAAGGAGAGAGAGAAACACAACAUUACCAAAGAUCCCAAACAAUGGUCAGAGGACCACGUAAGGCAGUGGCUGAUGUGGGCGAUCAAGGACUUCAGUCUCGAGGGAGUGUCUGUCCACGAGUUUCAGAUGAAAGGGCGUGACUUAGUGGGGAUGGGGCGUGACUCCUUCCUCGCCCGCACCCCGCCCUUCAUGGGGGACAUACUAUGGCAGCACCUCGAGUUCCUCCAGAAAGAUGUGGAAGAGGAGACCGCCUCGCUGGCUCAUGUCCCUUCCACCUUCCACGAGUAUGUUCCAGACUUCAAUGAAUUUCUGGAAGGGUAUGGCGGCCCCCUUCCAGAACACCGUCUCAACCCUGUCCUGACCUCCUCUUCCUCUUCGUCCUCCUCACAUGGUCCACCAGCGACUUCUUCUGUGCCCUCGUCACUUCCUCCUCAAGUUGUGGUGUCUUCUACGGCGUCGUCUUCGUCAGGGACUACCACCUCGCCCUCCAAUACAUCGUCCAGCACGCCCCAUCCACCACCAGCACAGUCACUACAGUAUCUAGACGACAACAGAAGAAGAGGGUGGAGCAGGAACGGUGGCUACCCCAGCGCGGAGAGCAUGGGCGCCGUGAGUGAGCCCCCGUCAGAGGGUUCACCUGGAGGGUUCGUGACCCAGCCUUACACAGAAGCCGACCCCGAACCCUACCACACCCUGCCUGACUCCCACCAUCCUGCCGUCCACUACCUCGACCCUUCAGCACAUGACUUCUACAGCCUCCACGACAAGUACCGACUGUCCUACUUCAAGUACCCACAGCCCACAGCUACCCACAGGUAUCCGCACGAAUACUCCGAUGGCUACUCCACGCCACACUACGACCCACAGUUCCAGACAGUGCCACAGGCGCUGCCAGAGCCAUGGGCGACAGCAGCGGCACAAGGCCACGACCUCUCACAGAUCAACAGCGGCGUUGGUGGCCCUAAUCUGGCCCACUACCUGCCAGCCCGCAAUGACGUGGUCACCCCAGACACCAAGCCACCCCCUAGCCUUUUGGGCCCCAGUUCUGCGACGUUGGGGUACCAAACAGGCAGCGGUGGCCCCUGUUUUACUGGGUCGGGACCCAUCCAGCUGUGGCAAUUCCUCCUGGAACUACUGACAGACAAGAAGCAGCAGCAACACAUCUCGUGGACAGGUGAUGGCUGGGAAUUCAAGCUGACAGACCCAGACGAGGUUGCGCGGCUCUGGGGGAUGAGGAAGAACAAACCUAAGAUGAACUAUGAGAAGCUGUCUCGAGGUCUCCGGUAUUACUACGACAAGAACAUCAUCCACAAGACAGCUGGCAAGCGAUAUGUCUACCGCUUUGUGUGCGACCUCCAGUCACUACUUGGUUACUCGCCAGAGGAACUUCAUGCAAUGGUUGAUCUCAAGCCCGAGAAGAAAGACGACGAUUGAGGUGGACCUUGAGCUGUCUUCACCUCCCCCUCCUCCCCCCCAGAGUUAUAGUCGAGGGCAGGUCAGGCAGGCCAUGUAGCCUCCACCUCUUGGCCUGCUCCACUAUAGUAGUCAGUGGCAUUUAGUUCUGUGCUACUGACUGGCGCCUCUUGGCUCCAUCUAAUCUUCAGUAAAAAUAAAAAACAAAAAACAUUGCCAAUAGCAAAUUUGUCUCCAGCUGACAUAUUUGUUUGUUAGCCAAACAAUUACAAUAUAUACAAAUUUAACUUUGUUAAAAAGCUAUAUCUGCAUUUUUAUCGACAAACUGUUCCACUGUUUGUUGUGGAACCCUUUUUAAUAGUUUUAUUUUUGUAAAUACAGUAUGCCAUUAAUGUCGGGCAUUUAGACUAGAUUUUAUGUUUGUAUAGUCAGAUGUGUGGAGGAUGUUGACCAGUCCGUGUUGGUGCGACCUGUGCAGCGACUAGCGAGUUCGCAUCCUGCCCACAUGGCGUACCUGUGCAGAGGUGCUUUCCGUGCACAGCUACUGUCUGCGCAAAGCUCUUGUAACCAGCCAUUUGUACCUGUACUUGUUCUCUGCACAAGACCCGACUGUAAUAUUAAUAAUUAUUUUUAGUUUACGGACUAGUGAGUGGUUCAUGGAGAUGACUAAUGAGUGCUUUCAAAACUACAAGUGCUAUGUAUUAGUGUCAAAAUAGUAGGCGUCACAGAUUGGAGUGGCCAAUUUUUUAUUUUUGCAUAAAUAUGAUCUAUAUAGCCCUUAGCUUGCUCUCACUAACUUCCCUUCCUCCCUCCCCAUGAAAAUGAAUCUUCCAUACUAUUGGUGCCAGCGGUGGAGAGACAACGGUCAAGGAGUGACUCCUGUCCUCACGUGACCCACCAGCUCAGUGCUGCCGAUGGCUUCAUCUAUUUUUUACCAGAAUUUGACAGAAAUAACAUUUAUUUUUUUCCACCGUGCCUUCUUGUGCUCUACCUGAGGCCUCAGUGCUUCCAGGCCCUCAGGCAUACCAACCAUAACUGAGGUCCACAAGUGUACCAACCCACUUCACCUGUUAGGCCCCUAGGGGUACCAACCUCUUCACCCAUGAGGUCUUCUGGGCUAAUUACUUUACCAAUGAGACGUCCUGAAGUACUAACCAUGACCUCGUGGAUUUGAUUAUCAAACAAAUCACUUUUCAGUGUACUAUACUUCAAACCAAGACAUUGUACCUGUGUAAAUGGCCAAGACGCUCAAGGUACCCAGGGCGAACCUGAAAUAGAGAAUGUGAUGUUAUUUCUAAACCUACAUAAUAAUUCCAGGUCACAAUGACGGACUGUGAUGUAACGGGAAAGCAAAUUCGUGAAACCAGUAUUCUUAUUCUGUGUGUUUUUUCGUUCACAAUAUUUUUUAACGAAAAUUUUAUGUUAAUGUAGAUAAAUAUUACUAUUCUCCAUGAUUCUUGAGAGUGGAGGUAAUGGUGUUCCAUUGUUAGUUGUGAUAAACUUGUUAAAAUCGUUGGAUUUUUAUCUAAGAAAUAUGACAAUCAAAUUGGACAAUAUUUUUCACUUGAUUUGUUUUUAUUCGUAUGUGAACUGUUUUUUCUUUUUAUAUAGAAAAUAAUGACGUAAUAGAUAAGUGAUAACUGCCCAAUGUUUACAAAGAGUUUUCAAAGUGCAUCCAUGCCCUCCCUCCCUCCAUCACCAAAGCUGUUGUUCUUCCAGCCAUCUUUGGCAUGAAGGUGUUUAGAUCUCCUGCCAAAUUUGGUAAAUAGUUCAGACUUCCAGCCAUCCAUGGCUUAUAGUGGCUCAGACUUCCAGCCAUUUAUUAAACUUCAGACUUCCAGUAAUCCUCGACCAUACAGAGCUCAGACUGUAUAGUGACGCGAGCUGCGCUGUGACUGUCACUAGUGAUAUCUGCUGUCUUCUCCGCCCACACCACACAGGAACCGUCCCAACCCUGCCUGUGACACAUGUGCCAAGCCCACACAAGAGGUGCCACUCCUCACCUGUUUCACACACCAUGUUGUUCGGUAUUUACACUUGCGAUAGUUUCAGUGGCAUCUCUCACACUUAGACUUUUUCAGGCUUGAAAACCUGAAGGAAAGAAAAUUUUUACCUUUUAUUUAAAUUUUUGGGAAUUUUGUGAUUGUGUACUUUUUCAGUUUGAGUUUAACGUUUUUCUUAAUUUCAUUAAAAAAAAGAAAAU